AUGUCACAGCCUACCAGCACCACUGCUGAGUGUUGUAAAAUGUCACAGCCUACCAGCAACAAAGCUGAAACAUGUCACAGCCUACAAGCACCACUGCCUCCCAGCAACACCAUUGACUGUUGGAAUGUGUUGCAGCCUCCCAGCAACACCAUUGACUGUUGGGAUAUGUUGCAGCCUCCCAAAAUCACUACUGACCGAUGGAAUGUUGGGCAGUCUCCAAGCCUACCAGUACCAGCCCUGGCCAUUGGAACCUAUCACAGCCUACCAGUACCAACCCUGGCCAUUGGAACCUAUCUCAGCCUACCAGUACCAACCCUGGCCAUUGGAACCUAUCUCAGCCUACCAGUACCAACCCUGGCCAUUGGAACCUAUCUCAGCCUUCCAGUACCAACCCUGGCCAUUGGAACCUAUCUCAGCCUACCAGUACCAACCCUGGCCAUUGGAACCUAUCCCAGCCUACCAGUACCAACCCUGGCCAUUGGAACAUAUCCCAGCCUACCAGUACCAACCCUGGCCAUUGGAACCUAUCCCAGCCUACCAGUACCAACCCUGGCCAUUGGAACCUAUCACAGCCUACCAGUACCAACCCUGGCCAUUGAAACCUAUCUCAGCCUACCAGUACCAACCCUGGCCAUUGGAAACUAUCUCAGCCUACCAGUACCAACCCUGGCCAUUGGAACCUAUCUCAGCCUACCAGUACCAACCCUGGCCAUUGAAACCUAUCUCAGCCUACCAGUACCAACCCUGGCCAUUGGAACCUAUCUCAGCCUACCAGUACCAACCCUGGCCACUGGAACCUAUCUCAGCCUACCAGUACCAACCCUGGACACUGGAACCUAUCUCAGCCUACCAGUACCAACCCUGGACACUGGAACCUAUCUCAGCCUACCAGUACCAACCCUGGCCAUUGGAACCUAUCACAGCCUACCAGUACCAACCCUGGCCAUUGGAACCUAUCACAGCCUACCAGUACCAACCCUGGCCAUUGGAACCUAUCACAGCCUACCAGUACCAACCCUGGCCAUUGGAACCUAUCUCAGCCUACCAGUACCAACCCUGGCCAUUGGAACCUAUCUCAGCCUACCAGUACCAACCCUGGCCAUUGGAACCUAUCUCAGCCUACCAGUACCAACCCUGGCCAUUGGAACCUAUCACAGCCUACCAGUACCAACCCUGGCCAUUGGAACCUAUCUCAGCCUACCAGUACCAACCCUGGCCAUUGAAACCUAUCUCAGCCUACCAGUACCAACCCUGGCCAUUGAAACCUUUCACAGCCUACCAGUACCAACCCUGGCCAUUGGAACCUAUCUCAGCCUACCAGUACCAACCCUGGCCAUUGAAACCUAUCUCAGCCUACCAGUACCAACCCUGGCCAUUGGAACCUAUCACAGCCUACCAGUACCAACCCUGGCCAUUGGAACCUAUCACAGCCUACCAGUACCAACCCUGGCCAUUGAAACCUAUCUCAGCCUACCAGUACCAACCCUGGCCAUUGAAACCUUUCACAGCCUACCAGUACCAACCCUGGCCAUUGAAACCUAUCUCAGCCUACCAGUACCAACCCUGGCCAUUGGAACCUAUCUCAGCCUACCAGUACCAACCCUGGCCAUUGGAACCUAUCACAGCCUACCAGUACCAACCCCAACCCUGGCCAUUGGAACCUAUCACAGCCUACCAGUACCAACCCUGGCCAUUGGAACCUAUCACAGCCUACCAGUACCAACCCUGGCCAUUGGAACCUAUCACAGCCUACCAGUACCAACCCCAACCCUGGCCAUUGGAACCUAUCACAGCCUACCAGUACCAACCCUGGCCAUUGGAACCUAUCACAGCCUACCAGUACCAACCCUGGCCAUUGGAACCUAUCACAGCCUACCAGUACCAACCCUGGCCAUUGGAACCUAUCUCAGCCUACCAGUACCAACCCUGGCCAUUGGAACCUAUCUCAGCCUACCAGUACCAACCCUGGCCAUUGGAACCUAUCUCAGCCUACCAGUACCAACCCUGGCCAUUGGAACCUAUCACAGCCUACCAGUACCAACCCUGGCCAUUGAAACCUAUCUCAGCCUACCAGUACCAACCCUGGCCAUUGGAACCUAUCUCAGCCUACCAGUACCAACCCUGGCCAUUGAAACCUUUCACAGCCUACCAGUACCAACCCUGGCCAUUGGAACCUAUCUCAGCCUACCAGUACCAACCCUGGCCAUUGAAACCUAUCUCAGCCUACCAGUACCAACCCUGGCCAUUGGAACCUAUCACAGCCUACCAGUACCAACCCUGGCCAUUGGAACCUAUCACAGCCUACCAGUACCAACCCUGGCCAUUGGAACCUAUCACAGCCUACCAGUACCAACCCUGGCCAUUGAAACCUUUCACAGCCUACCAGUACCAACCCUGGCCAUUGGAACCUAUCUCAGCCUACCAGUACCAACCCUGGCCAUUAAAACCUAUCUCAGCCUACCAGUACCAACCCUGGCCAUUGGAACCUAUCACAGCCUACCAGUACCAACCCCAACCCUGGCCAUUGGAACCUAUCACAGCCUACCAGUACCAACCCUGGCCAUUGGAACCUAUCACAGCCUACCAGUACCAACCCUGGCCAUUGGAACCUAUCUCAGCCUACCAGUACCAACCCUGGCCAUUGGAACCUAUCUCAGCCUACCAGUACCAACCCUGGCCAUUGAAACCUAUCUCAGCCUACCAGUACCAACCCUGGCCAUUGGAGCCUAUCUCAGCCUACCAGUACCAACCCUGGCCAUUGGAACCUAUCUCAGCCUACCAGUACCAACCCUGGCCAUUGGAACUCAUCUCAGCCUACCAGUACCAACCCUGGCCAUUGGAACUCAUCUCAGCCUACCAGUACCAACCCUGGCCAUUGGAACCUAUCUCAGCCUACCAGUACCAACCCUGGCCAUUGGAACCUAUCUCAGCCUACCAGAAACAACCCUGGCCAUUGGAACCUAUCACAGCCUACCAGUACCAACCCUGGCCAUUGGAACCUAUCUCAGCCUACCAGUACCAACCCUGGCCAUUGGAACCUAUCUCAGCCUACCAGUACCAACCCUGGCCAUUGGAACCUAUCUCAGCCUACCAGUACCAACCCUGGCCAUUGGAACCUAUCACAGCCUACCAGUACCAACCCUGGCCAUUGAAACCUAUCUCAGCCUACCAGUACCAACCCUGGCCAUUGGAACCUAUCUCAGCCUACCAGUACCAACCCUGGCCAUUGAAACCUUUCACAGCCUACCAGUACCAACCCUGGCCAUUGGAACCUAUCUCAGCCUACCAGUACCAACCCUGGCCAUUGAAACUUAUCUCAGCCUACCAGUACCAACCCUGGCCAUUGGAACCUAUCACAGCCUACCAGUACCAACCCUGGCCAUUGGAACCUAUCACAGCCUACCAGUACCAACCCUGGCCAUUGAAACCUAUCUCAGCCUACCAGUACCAACCCUGGCCAUUGAAACCUUUCACAGCCUACCAGUACCAACCCUGGCCAUUGGAACCUAUCUCAGCCUACCAGUACCAACCCUGGCCAUUGAAACCUAUCUCAGCCUACCAGUACCAACCCUGGCCAUUGGAACCUAUCACAGCCUACCAGUACCAACCCUGGCCAUUGAAACCUAUCUCAUACCAACCCUGGCCAUUGGAACCUAUCUCAGCCUACCAGUACCAACCCUGGCCAUUGGAACCUAUCUCAGCCUACCAGUACCAACCCUGGCCACUGGAACCUAUCUCAGCCUACCAGUACCAACCCUGGCCACUGGAACCUAUCUCAGCCUACCAGUACCAACCCUGGCCAUUGGAACCUAUCUCAGCCUACCAGUACCAACCCUGGCCAUUGGAACCUAUCACAGCCUACCAGUACCAACCCUGGCCAUUGGAACCUAUCACAGCCUACCAGUACCAACCCUGGCCAUUGGAACCUAUCUCAGCCUACCAGUACCAACCCUGGCCAUUGGAACCUAUCUCAGCCUACCAGUACCAACCCUGGCCAUUGGAACCUAUCACAGCCUACCAGUACCAACCCUGGCCAUUGAAACCUAUCUCAGCCUACCAGUACCAACCCUGGCCAUUGGAACCUAUCUCAGCCUACCAGUACCAACCCUGGCCAUUGAAACCUUUCACAGCCUACCAGUACCAACCCUGGCCAUUGGAACCUAUCUCAGCCUACCAGUACCAACCCUGGCCAUUGAAACCUAUCUCAGCCUACCAGUACCAACCCUGGCCAUUGGAACCUAUCACAGCCUACCAGUACCAACCCUGGCCAUUGGAACCUAUCACAGCCUACCAGUACCAACCCUGGCCAUUGAAACCUAUCUCAGCCUACCAGUACCAACCCUGGCCAUUGAAACCUUUCACAGCCUACCAGUACCAACCCUGGCCAUUGGAACCUAUCUCAGCCUACCAGUACCAACCCUGGCCAUUGAAACCUAUCUCAGCCUACCAGUACCAACCCUGGCCAUUGGAACCUAUCACAGCCUACCAGUACCAACCCUGGCCAUUGGAACCUAUCACAGCCUACCAGUACCAACCCCAACCCUGGCCAUUGGAACCUAUCACAGCCUACCAGUACCAACCCUGGCCAUUGGAACCUAUCACAGCCUACCAGUACCAACCCUGGCCAUUGGAACCUAUCACAGCCUACCAGUACCAACCCUGGCCAUUGGAACCUAUCUCAGCCUACCAGUACCAACCCUGGCCAUUGGAACCUAUCUCAGCCUACCAGUACCAACCCUGGCCAUUGGAACCUAUCUCAGCCUACCAGUACCAACCCUGGCCAUUGAAACCUAUCUCAGCCUACCAGUACCAACCCUGGCCAUUGGAACCUAUCACAGCCUACCAGUACCAACCCUGGCCAUUGGAACCUAUCACAGCCUACCAGUACCAACCCUGGCCAUUGAAACCUAUCUCAGCCUACCAGUACCAACCCUGGCCAUUGAAACCUUUCACAGCCUACCAGUACCAACCCUGGCCAUUGGAACCUAUCACAGCCUACCAGUACCAACCCUGGCCAUUGAAACCUAUCUCAGCCUACCAGUACCAACCCUGGCCAUUGGAACCUAUCACAGCCUACCAGUACCAACCCCAACCCUGGCCAUUGGAACCUAUCACAGCCUACCAGUACCAACCCUGGCCAUUGGAACCUAUCACAGCCUACCAGUACCAACCCUGGCCAUUGGAACCUAUCACAGCCUACCAGUACCAACCCUGGCCAUUGGAACCUAUCUCAGCCUACCAGUACCAACCCUGGCCAUUGGAACGUAUCUCAGCCUACCAGUACCAACCCUGGCCAUUGGAACCUAUCUCAGCCUACCAGUACCAACCCUGGCCAUUGGAACCUAUCACAGCCUACCAGUACCAACCCUGGCCAUUGAAACCUAUCUCAGCCUACCAGUACCAACCCUGGCCAUUGGAACCUAUCUCAGCCUACCAGUACCAACCCUGGCCAUUGAAACCUAUCACAGCCUACCAGUACCAACCCUGGCCAUUGGAACCUAUCUCAGCCUACCAGUACCAACCCUGGCCAUUGAAACCUAUCUCAGCCUACCAAUACCAACCCUGGCCAUUGGAACCUAUCACAGCCUACCAGUACCAACCCUGGCCAUUGGAACCUAUCACAGCCUACCAGUACCAACCCUGGCCAUUGAAACCUAUCUCAGCCUACCAGUACCAACCCUGGCCAUUGAAACCUUUCACAGCCUACCAGUACCAACCCUGGCCAUUGGAACCUAUCUCAGCCUACCAGUACCAACCCUGGCCAUUGAAACCUAUCUCAGCCUACCAGUACCAACCCUGGCCAUUGGAACCUAUCACAGCCUACCAGUACCAACCCCAACCCUGGCCAUUGGAACCUAUCACAGCCUACCAGUACCAACCCUGGCCAUUGGAACCUAUCUCAGCCUACCAGUACCAACCCUGGCCAUUGGAACCUAUCUCAGCCUACCAGUACCAACCCUGGCCAUUGGAACCUGUCACAGCCUACCAGUACCAACCCUGGCCAUUGAAACCUAUCUCAGCCUACCAGUACCAACCCUGGCCAUUGGAACCUAUCUCAGCCUACCAGUACCAACCCUGGCCAUUGGAACCUAUUACAGCCUACCAGUACCAACCCUGGCCAUUGGAACUCAUCUCAGCCUACCAGUACCAACCCUGGCCAUUGGAACCUAUCUCAGCGUACCAGUAAAUCCUGACUAA
This is a messenger RNA of Mya arenaria, 6198 nucleotides long. Its product is annotated as mucin-17-like. Lineage: Eukaryota; Metazoa; Mollusca; Bivalvia; Myida; Myidae. The transcript is spliced from 4 exons. The record is from RefSeq and is a predicted model, not a curated record. Bases 1 to 6198 code for a protein of 2065 amino acids.